Haemonchus placei is the source of this 402-nucleotide messenger RNA. NCBI's taxonomy places the organism in Eukaryota, Metazoa, Nematoda, Chromadorea, Rhabditida, Trichostrongylidae. The record is from the annotation of a GenBank genome assembly.
AUGAAUUUUUACAUAUUAGGCUACAUUAUGUACAGUAAACAAAAACAUCAACAUCGAUAUCAAGCUAUGUCGGUCCCAGAGGUGCUAUCGAUCCGCAAUUGUGCUUUUGAAAUUUUUGGAUUAUUAGGAAUAAAAGGCAGACUCCUGAGGAAAGGUAGUGAGUGGAAUAUCCUGCUUGUCCACUUGGGAAAAGUAUAAGCAUCCUCAUCAUCAAUGUUUUCCUCUCCAUGAUAACCAUCGGACCCCUGUAGUAGACCACGCUGUUGCAAAGUGGCUCCUGGCACGGUGUUGUCCAGAAUCACAGCCACUACACCUCCAACAAGCAUUUUUAUGCUUAAUAACAUGUUGACAAUUUGAUCCCAUUCUUGGUUACCUGAAUUAAACGGCGAUCUUUCGAGGUGA